Messenger RNA from Rotaria sp. Silwood2, 1293 nucleotides. Lineage: Eukaryota; Metazoa; Rotifera; Eurotatoria; Philodinida; Philodinidae. The record is from the annotation of a GenBank genome assembly.
AUGACACAAAAAUUAUUUAACAGGAGUCAGCAAAAUAAAAAGUCUCUGACACUAAUCGAAUUACUAGAUGAAACUCAACCAUUUCAAGAAUUUAGCCGUCUUCAAGAUGUUGAAUUAUUAGAAUUGAAUAAUAAAAGUGCACUUCUUUCAAGGAUACAAGGCUCUCUCGUUGGUCUUGCUGUUGGUGAUGCUCUCGGAGCAUCGGUUGAAUUUCGUCCACAUUCCUAUAUGCUAGAAAAUCCAAUUUCAGAUAUGCAAGAUGGCGGUACAUGGGGUUUGAAAGCUGGUCAAUGGACUGAUGAUACAUCAAUGGCACUUUGUCUAGCGGCUAGUCUUAUUAGUAAAGGAGGCUUUGAUAGUUAUGAUCAAUUAUUACGAUACAAAUGGUGGUAUAGAAAAGGAUAUAUGUCUUCAACAGGUACAUGUUUUGAUAUUGGAGCUUCAACACGUCAAGCAAUUGAAGAAUUUGAAAAACGUCAACAUCAAAGUGCUCAAAUAUUAAAAACAAAAUUAUAUAAAAAUAUAACAGAAGAUUCUUUGGACAGAAUGAUUGGAGAAUACAUUUCUCAAGUUAAUUUUAAAGCAGAUUGCGGUGCAAAAAAUGCUGCUGGCAAUGGAGCACUUAUGCGUUUAGCACCAGUACCUUUAUUUUAUUAUCGAACAAAAUCGGAUGCUAUUCAGAACGCUGCUAAUAGUGUGAUACUUACACAUGGUGAUAAGAAAGCAAUUGAUGCUUGUCGAUUUUAUUCUGCACUUAUUUGGCAUGCUAUAAAUGGUGUAGCUAAAAAUGAUCUUUUAGAUUCUAGCUUCUAUCGUAAACAUUUUAAGACAAAUUUUGAUCAAGAUCUUAUGAAAAUUAUUAAUGGUUCAUAUAAAGAUAGAAAAAAUGGUUAUCAAGAUGGUAUUCGUGGUAAAGGUUUCAUAUUAAAUUCACUUGAAGCUGCCUUAUGGGCAUUUUAUAAUGAUGAGAAUUCUUUUGAAAAAGGUGUUCUUUUGGCUGUCAAUUUAGGUGAUGAUACUGAUACAACAGCUGCUAUCUAUGGACAACUUGCUGGUGCUGUCUAUGGUAUCGAAAACAUUCCACAGCGUUGGCGUGAUAAAUUAUUUCAAAUAGAUUUUCUUAUUACAUUAGCUACUGGAUUAUUUAUUAAAGGAAAUACUCCCUAUCGACAAAAAAGAAAAUCAAAUGUUAUAGAGGUAGAGGAUAUGGAUGAAGAUAGUUGUUCGGAUAGAAAAAGAAGUGCAUCGAUAUUUGACAAAAGAACACCUAAAAUCAUUUCUGAAGAUAAAUAA